Molecule: messenger RNA, 669 nt
Organism: Trichomonas vaginalis G3
Lineage: Eukaryota; Parabasalia; Trichomonadida; Trichomonadidae
Product: Ankyrin repeat family
Exons: 1
Coding region: 1-669 (222 amino acids)
Molecular function (GO): protein binding
Source: RefSeq, a predicted model, not a curated record
AUGGAGGUUUCAUUUAUCGGAGCGAACAUAGAUAUUAUUAACGAAUGCGUUAAAGUCAAAAAGCUUAAUAGAAAGGCAUUGAAAAAUGCAAUUUACUCAUAUAAUAAUAAGAUAUUGACGGAAAUUUUAGAGAAAUCUGACUUAAAAAUAAGCUCCAAAGCAGCAAUAAAAGCUCUAAAUCAAGAAGCAAUGCUAAUGGCUAUCAAAUAUAACUUUGACGACUUCAUAUUAUAUCUUGCUUCUUUUCCUUUUCAAAAUUAUUCAAUACCAUUGCUCAAAGUAUAUAUUGAAGGCAAUGAAGAAGUGAAAAAGGAUAUAGAUAAACUUCAGCCAAUAUUUUUGAGUUCAAUUGUAAAUAAUCGUAUUGAACUCUGCAAGUUUUUACUUUCUCUUAAUGUUAAUGUAAAUUAUGACAAAUUUGAAGACCAACCGCUUCAAUAUGCAGCAAUUUAUAAUAGAAAAGAAAUUGCAGAAAUUUUAAUUUCUCAUGGUGCAGAUGUCAAUCAAAAGAAUGAACAUGGAUGGACACCACUCCAAAGAUCUGCUUAUUUCAAUAACAUAGAGAUAAAAAAAUAUUACUUUCACACAAUUGUGAAAUUGAUUUGGAAGAUAACAAUGGAUUCACAGCAUUGCAUUAUGCAGUCAGAGAUGAUAUCGUUGAUAUCUUGA